Messenger RNA from Pangasianodon hypophthalmus (striped catfish), 7385 nucleotides. RefSeq names its product zinc finger homeobox 2 (gene zfhx2). Gene Ontology annotation, cellular component: nucleus. Gene Ontology annotation, biological process: regulation of transcription by RNA polymerase II; brain development; regulation of neuron differentiation. The record is from RefSeq and is a predicted model, not a curated record. NCBI's taxonomy places the organism in Eukaryota, Metazoa, Chordata, Actinopteri, Siluriformes, Pangasiidae. The coding region runs from base 287 to 4909 and encodes 1540 amino acids. The transcript has 6 exons. Gene Ontology annotation, molecular function: DNA-binding transcription factor activity, RNA polymerase II-specific; RNA polymerase II cis-regulatory region sequence-specific DNA binding.
UUACUACAGGCUACAGGGAGGGAGGGAGAGAGAGAGAGAGAGGGAGAGAGAGAGAGAGAGAACGAGAGAGAGAGAGAAGAAAAACUUUUCAGUGUUGUAGAGCGACAGGAAGCGCUGCAGUGAGUCGUCACCAUGCAGCUAUACCUCUGGGUGUUGGCCUGUAGUGUGGUUCACUGAUGGACUCCAAAUCCUGAAAAGCUGAAAGGGUGCAAAGUCAAGAGAGAUGGGAGACUAAAGACACGUUUGUUCUUAGCAGAGAUAAUCCUGUGAGGAGCUGGGAGAGACCAUGGGUGGGGACAGCGAUGGGGGUUCAGUGUGGCUGUGUCCUUUGUGUCAGCAAGGUCAAUUAGACCGUGAUGGUCUUGCUCUGCACCUGGCUGAAAAACACAGCGUGCUUCCUGCUUGUCUUGAUAAGCUAUUGGACAUUGCGGCUCCCAAGCACUGUUCCAGUGACGAAGUCAGAGAGUCUGGUGCACAAAAUGAUAUCAAUGGGACAUCACAGCAGCAGUGUUCAGAAAACUCGCCUUUAAUGGAGACUCAGAAUGAAGCUAUCUCUAGUAUAACUGACCAAGAUGGUUCCUCCCAGGAAAAAGAGGUGUGUGAUGAAUUGGGAGGAGUGGGAAAUGAAAACGACUGGAGUAACACGGAAUCAAAUCAAGAUAAUGUUACCCAGCCUGAAAGAUCAGAAGCCUCCGUCAAUGAUGAUAAAUCCAAUGAUAAAAGCAAUGCUGCUGCUGAUGGUGAUGUUAACCACCCUUUCAAGUGUCACGCAUGUUUGGAAUUCUUUCCCACUAGAUCGGCAUUGAGUGUACAUUAUAAUUCAGCCACCCAUAUCCAAAGGAUGAGAACAGGAGCAGGGAAUGACAGUGAUUCCUCAACCCCUGUUCUUGCUCGUCCUUAUGUCUCUAACAAACCCUACCAGUGUGCAGUGUGUCGCGUCUCUUAUAAUCAUGCCAUCACCCUGGAAAGUCAUUUAAAGUCUGUAUUGCAUCAGAGUCGUAGCAGGAAUGCUGGAAAUGCUGCAGCUAAUUCCACAACAAAUGCAGGAAAUGGAAAUGUAGCAGCAAAUGUGGCAGCCACUACUGUGGCUAAUACCACACAGUUAGCUUAUGUUACGACCAGUAAUUGUGUCACACAAGCAAGCCUGACUGCAUCCCAAGCGAUGACCAAAGAUGAAGAACAGGUUAAGCCUCAGCCUGCACCCUCAUUGCUUUCCUCCCCAGUGGCCUCAGCUCAGGCAGUAUCAGCUUUUCUUACUCUCUUAACCUCUAGUCCAAACUCUGUUCCACACUCCAUCCUCCCCUCUCUCUUUGCUGCUGGAACAGGUGCUGCACCAGGCACAGCAACUCCUCAACUAAUAACCCAGCCUCAAAUGCUAAUGCCCCUUAUCUUGAAUGGACUCCAACCUCAGAGUCCGACCUCAGAAUCCCCCAAACAACUUUUGCAGCAAACAGUGCCAGUCCUUGGUCUCAGUGCAGCACAGCAGGCUCUCUUGACCCAAGGACUUAGUGGUUUGCAAAGUCAGUGGGCUGCUUUUAGACUCUCCAAUGCAGCGCAGAUGCCUUCAGAUGAGAAUGACAAUAGUGCUGAUAAGGGAGCAGGCACAAAAGUAAAAAAUGAGGAACCACAACAGGAGUCUUGUGAUCAGCAAGUGCCACAGACAUCUGAAGAAACCUGGACCACAGAUGAUGGUUCUGUGAAAAGCGCUGUUAAUAAGGUAGAGAUUAAACAAGAGUGCACAAGCUUAAAACAUGAGAAUAAAAGUGAGGAUAGCAUAGUAUGCACUGACAAGAAGCAAGAGAAGGAUGAUAUGGAAAGCACAGCUGAAGAGGGGGGUCUGGGAGAAAAUGCAAAAAGAAGUUCUGAUGCAAAUAAAGACUCAGCAGGUCAGAACAUUCAGUGUAGUUGCCCAUCAUCUUGUCUUACUGAAUCCUGUCAGUCUCCUACACACAAUGAUAAACAUACUGUUAACAGUUCAGAGGUGAAACAUAGUCCUGCAAAAUGCAACCCCUCAGACAUUAACCUUGCCUUAAUGUCCUCACAGCAUAAGAGUGCCAAGGCUCAUGCAACGUUGUCCUCAGGACCUCCAGUACUAACCGAGUUUCAGUCUCAGGUUCUGUGGGCCUUUAUUGAGUCUCGAAAUGAGGCUGAUUCAGCAAUUCCACCAAGAGAGGACUGUGAAGCCCUUGGCAGGGAAGUGGGACUAACUGAGGAUGAGGUACGAAGGUGGCUGGUCGAUGCCCGCCGUGCCAAAGAGAGACAUAGUGCGGAAGGAAUGGAGCAUGAUGAAAUAGAAGGAAGCAUUGAAGAUGACGAAGGUGCUCUAAUGAUAGAUGAAAGCGAAUAUGGACAAAGUCCAUCAGCUGCCAGUAGUCAUGCAAUGGAUCUCUCUAACAGUUCUGAAAUACGCAAAGAAAAGGUAUAUAGCCAAAACCAAGGGGACUUGUGCUUAACCUCUGACUCAGAAAAUGAAGAAUUCUACACUUCUGUUAUUGUGACAGAUGAGGAAAGCCAAAGUAGCUCGUUGAAAGAAGAGCCAGGUAGCCCAGUUAAACAGCCUUCACAGAUAGAAACAUCAGGGGAAAGGUCAAGCGGUGGAGGAAAGGUUCUCCGCUCCACUACAGUCUUCCUUUCAGAUGCAGAGGAUGAAGAUGAAGAUCAGAGUGCAAAAAAUAAAAAGAGAAAGAGGGAGAUAGAUAAGGAGGAAUCAGAAUGCAAAAAGGAGAGGCAUGAUGCUGAUCUUGAUCUACAGUUAGAAGCACAAGCUGAUCCUCCUACUCCUCUUUCGGUUACAGUUGACCAUCAAGGUCUUCCAGCUGGAAUCUUGCAUCCCUUGCCUCUUUCCCUUUCUCUGGCCCCAUUUUCUACUCAGUUAUUCAGUCCCUAUGUCCUCUCAGUUCCAUCAUCUGUUGUUGGAGUUGGUGUUUCUGAAGCAGACCGAGCCAAAGUAGCGAACUUCACAAGUCCUUCAACUGUUACUCGCACUCAAGCUCCAUUUUCUGACCCACUUCAUGGAGCAGCCAUUGGUUCUCUUGCGCAGUCCACCCAGUUCGUGUCCAAUGGCAGUGAAUGUGAGUCUGCCUUAGAUCUCAGUAUAGGGAAACAUCAAAGUUCAACAACCUCCGCCUCUGUCUCAGCAAACAGCAAGGUAUCUCUACAAAAGACUGCUUUGCUUGAUGGUCUUGGAUUAAGGCCUACAACGGUUGGUGUCCCUGCAGAUGGGAGUCUUAUUGUUGUUCAGGUAAAGCCUGAUACUGCCAUUACAAUCCCAAAUACUAACACUACCAUUGGUAACCACAAUAGCUUGAGUAAGACAAGCACAGUGUUCAUGAGGGCUGCAGAAAAAGUAAAUGCCUCCUUAAAAGAGAGUGAACAAGAAAAGGCAAGAGACCAAAAAAGAACUAAUGCAAGAAGGUUCAGGGAUAUGAGAAGGUCCAGGACUAUCAUUCAGGCUGACCAGCUUGAUGUGCUGUAUGGAUGUUAUUUCAAAGACCCAAACCCAGGAAAGCAUGAAUUUGAACAAAUAUCAGAGUGGGUGCACCUGCCAAAGAAGGUGGUACAGAUUUGGUUUCAGAACAUGAGGGCUAGGGAGCGUAAAGGAGAAGUUCGCUUUAUCAGUGAUGGCACAUUGGCAGCUGUAGGUAAACCACUUAUAAAGUUUACUUGGCCACUAACUAAGCCCAUUUUUUCAAGUACCCCCAAAUCCAACUCAAGCCCAACAACUCCGGGCUGGGUCCCAUCUAAGCCACAAACCGGAAAUGACACCCAAAAGACAGAAAAGCUUAUGGAGGUCAAAGAACCACAGAAAAUCCCUAUCCAAGGUCUGAGCAGGCCAAAGGAAAUGGCAUCAACUACCACUGCCAGCAGUACAACAUCAGCACUCAAGACAAAAGGUGAAGCAGUGAAUGCAUUUACAAUGGUUAAAAUCGCCCCCAAAGCUGUGGCCCCAUUAGUUACAGUUCCAAUUCUGACCAGUAGCUCUGCCAUUCCACAAAACCCUCAGAAGACCAAGCUGGAGGGACAGAGUGAAGCAGACAGGACAGAGGAUAAGGAUGGACAAGAUCAAGAAAAACACAUCCCUGGGACAACCAACCGCAUGGUUCCAAAAGUAUCCACUACGCCAAUUAACAAAUCUCCAACUGUGGCAACUCAGAAACAUAAUGGCAUUAAUUAUUGGUCUCAGAAGGGUCAAAUUAAGAUAAAUACUUUGUCCAGGGAACAGCUGGGCUUGAGCACCCCACGCCCUAUCAUCACUUCAACUUCUGUCGUAACUCCGUCCAUGACAGUUACUUCACCACCAUCCAGUCAAAACCAAAAAGAAGCAAAUUAUAUUCAGCAGCACUCCACCCCGAGAAGACCACGAACACACUUGAACUGUCUUCAGCUGUCCAUUCUCCAGUCUUGCUAUGAGACCUGUGCCCAUCCUAAUGCAUUAGAGUGUGAAGCAGUGGGGACAGAGCUUGGUCUUCCACUUAAAGUGGUGCAGAUCUGGUUCCAAAACACACGUGCCAAGGAGAAGCGUUGGAGGCUACAACAAGAGAAGCUGUCUCCUAAUUCCAGUGAUCCUUCCAAGAAGUUGGACAUCAGCUCGGGCACUUACCUACAGUACAAUGCGCUCAGAGCAAACCGUCCAAUUCUGCCCAAACCAGUACAACUGACAGUUCUGGAAAGUUCUCAGUCACCUGCCGCGGGUCAGCCAGCAGCUCGCGAAACACUAAGAGGGAAAUGCGAAGUGUGUAACGUAGAAUUCGAGUCCAGAGCCGCUGCACGAGACCACGUUUUCUCUCCUCGGCAUCUUGCAACACUGCGAACCACUAACUUUGGUCAGUCUGCAACACAAAUUAACAAUGGAUCGGCUGGUGUUGUGAGCCAGGCUUCUUCAAGAUCACCAGCUAGCAGCACUAGCUAAGAAAUGAACUUAAGCUGCUUCAUUAAGUGGACCCACUAGGCUCUUAUGCUUUUAAUCGGCAAAGAAAAGGUGCUCGUUUUUAAAGCUAAUGAUCUUUUAAUUCUGCACCAUUACAGUGGGCCUGAAGAACUCUCCACUUUUGGAUGUCAGCGAGAUUUGAUCCUAAACAGAACUUAUUUCAAUGACUUGUUGCCACAUCAUUUCACUAAUAAUAAUCAAAUGAAUUGGUUAUACUGGACAUGCAAUUGCUUAUGUUGUAACGGUCUUGUUUUAUGUCUUUCACUGCUUUGUCUCUGUUUUAAACAUCUGUUUCUUUUGUGCUUGUUUAUUAUCCUUUUUUGCUAAUUCAAAACACUCUGGCUGUUUGGGAAAAUCUAGCAAUGGACCACCUGAAACUCAUCAAAAGUUAUUCAGCGAUUACGUACAUGGUACUGCUUUUGCUUGAGCCUGAAUGGUGUUCGGCAUUGGAGUUUUAAUUCAGAGUUCUUAUAUUUUGAUCAAAUUCUAUUCGAUUUUUAAAACGUCAUCAUUGGGAGUUUUUUGCCUGACAAAGUGAAUAAGAUCAUGGGUGUAUAAAAAAUGUACAGAUAGCUGAUGCGAAGUAAAUAAGACCGUAGGCAAGUGCCGAUAUUUAAAUGUCACAACAAUUGCUUUAUCACAUUUUACAAUAUUAUCACAAUAUAGAAUCAGAAACAUGCUUUUGGACAUUUUUGUAAGACUGUUAUGGAAUUCUAGUGAACAGAAUUAUGGGAUACCUGCAAUGCCGCUUCAGAUUUGCCCAGAAUAAGGGCCCAUAGAAGACAGCUGUCUUUAUGUUGCCUUCAGGAUGGGAUAGUUUAUCUUGGGGCAGAAAUGCUGCCUAAGUAGGUAGCCUCCUUCCAAAUGAAAGGUGGUGAUAUAUUAAGUGUCCACAGUAAUAUUGCGAUAUAUUGUAAAAUCAAUUAUCGGCACAUACAAAUAAAGUAUAUAUUGUUUUUUAGAAACUGAGGGAGAUGGCAAGUGUUCUGAAUCCAGACACUCUAGGAGGCUGUUAAUGAAAUGACAGCUCCUCCGUUUGCCAUCAUGACAAUCAUACAUUUUUUUUUUUCAAACUCCACUGGCUAAAUCGAAAAAUGUCAAAUGGUUGUCGUGCAGCACUUUCUUCCUUUAAAGGUCUGAAAUAUUUUAAGGUUUCCAUACUGCUUGGAAUAAAUGUUUGUAUUAUAGUGAUUUACUGUAUGUCAGAUUUUACUGAAGUGUUGCCAGCUUUUGCUGUAUUUUAUUAACACAUGGACAGGAAAGGAUCAGACCUAGCCGCUGUGCAAAAAGCCAAAGUUAAUUCUAUAUGCUAGCGCAAUUUUAAAUGAUUUUGAUAUAAAUUUGUGCAACAACAAAAUUAUAUGAAUUGUAUUUCUCCACUUUGUUGUUUUUCCCUCUUCAGUUUGUCAUAACCCUAAUGUGUUACAAAUAAUCACUGCUUGCACCAGGUUUUUAUGGGAGAUAAGUCAUUUUAUACCCUUUUCCUCAUUGUGUUUUAUGUGGGUGCAAACUGAGUACUUGUGCUGGGUAGGAACGUUUUUCUAAUGCAUCUCCAGCUGACCACGAGGUACUUUCAGUGGUUUUUGACAAGUGUCGAUUUGUUGAUACGGAAACUACUCAGUGCGACAAUGUGUGUGUUUGAAGGAAACGAAAUACUAAAGAGAACUGUCAUUUCAUUUUUUUUUUAAGUUGUAUAUUGUUAUUCUUAUUAUUAAUGUUACUAUUAAUAGUUUAACAAGAUGCAAAACUAAAAGGUAACUUUCUAAAAGGAACUCUAUUAUGAAAAUGGUAUUCCAAAGUUAAUCAUCUUUCUCUUGCUUUCUGUCAAAAAAAAAAAAACAAAAAAAAAAAAACAAACCAAAAAGCAUUUUGAGAGAGAGAGUUUUGUAAUGGAUUUCCCACACCUUGACACUUUGAGCAAGUCCAGGAAGGACUUUGACAUAUUAAGCUGAAAGUGUGUGUAUUUCAGCCAAAACAAAGUGGAGCACUUGGAUGUGUGAUGAUUCAGAGGCGUGUGGCGUUUUUUUAACGCACCUCCGUUAUUUUUUAAACACUCUGUGUUAAGCUGUAGCUCGUGUUCACUGAGCAUGAACUGAACGCAGUGCUAAACAAUGGGAUCACACAGUGUUGCACUGUUCAAAGUUGAGAGGUGGUGCAGAGACCUGCUUUUUGACUGAUUAUUUUUUUUGUUUCCAUUAACACUUAUCACUUAUAACUACUACUUGCUAUUGUUUUCAUUACUAUUAUCACAGUUUGAUUAUUAUUAAUUCAUUACGGUUUUUAAUAGCAUCUUUAUCUUCAUUGAGAUGGUCUUGGUAUACUGCGAACUGAUGGUGAAAGUGUUGUUAUGAACUAUUAGAAUAUUGUUUAAGCUUGUUUUUCCCCUACACUUGUACCUUCAUUUUGUGUUGGAUCUCCUUUGUUUUCUUAUACAGAAAAAUAAACUGAACUUCACUUA